CGCCGGGGGCGGGGCACCCGGAAGCGCGCGCGGACUUGCCGGAGUGCGGCGGGGACGCGGGAGCACCGCCCGGACCGCGGCGGGCUGUAGUCACAGGUGGGCAGCGGCGGCGGCGAGGGGGCGGCUGAGCAGAGUCGGGGUCCCGGAGACUCCAGCCAUCACGCCGGGAGCUUCGCGGAGCAGAGAUCGGACACGUCCGCGCCUCCGGAGGAGCCGACCGUUCUCCCCUCUGCUUUGGCUUCUUCGGCUGCAGCCGCACCUCGGCCCUGGAGCGCAGGCGUUGGCGGUUAAUCAGAGAGGCGUGGAUGUGUUUACAAGAUGUGAGUUGUGUUCUUUCCACCUUCACCUUUUGAGGGCUUCUUACGCCUCAUGGUGACAGGUGGGAAUCAUGACACAGAAGGGCAGUAUGAAGCCAGUGAAGAAAAACAAAGCGGAAGAACCUGAAUUAGAGCCCCUGUGCUGCUGCGAGUACAUAGAUCGAAAUGGAGAAAAGAACCACGUGGCUGCCUGUUUGUGUGAUUGCCAAGAUCUGGAUGAAGGGUGUGAUAGAUGGAUUACGUGUAAAUCCGUGCAGCCAGAGACUUGUGAAAGAAUCAUGGAGACGCUCUCUGAUCGCCUCCGAAUUCCUUGGCUCAGAGGAGCCAAAAAAGUGAACAUUAGCAUCAUUCCCCCUCUCAUCCUCCUGCCCGUCUUCCUUCGCGUGGCUUCCUGGCAUUUCGUCCUGGGGGUGGUGGUUUUGACUUCCCUUCCUGUGCUGGCUCUGUGGUACUACUACCUCACUCACAGAAGGAAAGAGCAGACCCUGUUCUUCCUGAGCCUCGGGCUGUUCUCCCUGGGCUACAUGUACUAUGUGUUCCUGCAGGAAGUGGUCCCCAGAGGGCGUGUGGGGCCCACUCAGCUGGCUCUUCUUACCUGCGGGUUAUUUCUGAUCCUCUUCGCCCUGUACAGAGCCAAGAAGAAUCCAGGCUACCUCAGAAAUCCAGCGGGCAAUGACAGGUCUCUAGGCAGCGGCCAAAUGGAGUGCCUGAACAGAAAAGGGCAGGAGAAGACCAAAGGGUUCCCUGGCACAGAUACAUCAGGCAGUCUCAACAGCCGCACGCUGAAGGACGGUCUAACGGGCUCUUCCAGGAUGUUGGCUGGAAGCCCCACCAAGGUGAAAGAGGACUGGUGUGCCAAGUGCCAGCUGGUGCGACCAGCCCGAGCGUGGCAUUGCCGGAUAUGUGGCAUGUGUGUGAGGAGAAUGGAUCAUCACUGUGUCUGGAUAAAUAGCUGUGUCGGAGAAUCAAAUCAUCGAGCGUUUGUACUUGCCCUUUCCAUCUUCUUGCUCACCUCGGUGUACGGGAUCACGCUGACCUUGGACACCAUCUGUAGAGAUAGAAGUGUCUUCACAGCUCUCUUCUAUUGUCCUGGAGUGUAUGCCAAUUACAGCUCGGCCCUGUCCUUCACCUGUGUGUGGUACUCGGUGAUCAUCACCGCUGGCAUGGCCUACAUCUUCCUGAUCCAGCUGAUAAACAUCAGUUACAAUGUGACCGAGAGGGAAGUCCAGCAGGCCCUCCGGCAGAAGACGGGGCGCCGGCUCCUGUGUGGGCUCGUCGUGGACCCAGGCCAGUACAAUCGGGGCUUCCUGCGGAACUGGCACCUGUUCUCCACCCUGGGCACUCGCCCCUUCCACCACCCUGCUGAGGACAUUGUCUGAAGUGCCUUCUGCCUGGUGGGCGGCGUGAGGGGUGACUCCUCCCUCUGCUCCCUUCCCUCGUACGCUUCAGGGUCCAUGCAGGAUGUUUGUUUUUAUCCCCAGUUUCUUAAAGGCAUUAUAGGGCCAUGCUCAGGUUUAGAGAGUGGACUGUGAAGAAAGUAAUUUUUCUUACUUCACAACUUAAGAGAUUUUUAUAUUGGAGGAGUAAAAGUAGAGCCAUUCCUUUCCAGUCACCUUGUUAACUAAACCACCAGAAGUCGAAAGGAUGUGGAUUGCUAAUGCACAAAUUGAUAGAAGCAAUUCCCAUCCAUUAGUGUGGGAGAAAGAGGCUUGGACUGGGAUAGUUUCUAGUCCCUCAUUUAAUCGCUACUGUAUUUCCCCGAAAAUAAUACCUAGCCAGACCGUCAGCGCUAAUGCAUUUUUUUGGAGCAAAAAUGAACGUAAGACCCGG
Molecule: messenger RNA, 2147 nt
Organism: Rhinolophus ferrumequinum (greater horseshoe bat)
Lineage: Eukaryota; Metazoa; Chordata; Mammalia; Chiroptera; Rhinolophidae
Gene: ZDHHC23
Product: zinc finger DHHC-type palmitoyltransferase 23
Exons: 5
Coding region: 389-1696 (435 amino acids)
Biological process (GO): protein targeting to membrane; peptidyl-L-cysteine S-palmitoylation
Cellular component (GO): Golgi apparatus; endoplasmic reticulum
Molecular function (GO): protein-cysteine S-palmitoyltransferase activity
Source: RefSeq, a predicted model, not a curated record